UUCGACUGUCUGCUUUUCCAGACAUAUCCUAUCUUAUGUAAAUUUUAAUGACGAUACGUAAAAUUUUGUGGUUUCAAUUAGAAAUAUUCACAAUGUCAAGCGACUUUUGGUUUGUCUAAAUUAUUUGGUGUUAUACCUCGAAGUGAAGAAUAUCCGUGUAUCGCGGAUAUGACCGAAACGAAAAAGAAAUCACCUGAGGUAGCCAGCAACACGGUAACAGUUUUACUGGCCAAACAGGCAGAACAUCUUGUGGAUGGCCAUCGUGUCAAGGUCGUCGUCGUGGGCAGUGCGCCUAAGGGUGUUGCGGUCGCUAUAGCGAUUCUAUUCAAACGUCUUGCCUCCGAGCUCGUCCUCAUAGAUGCGAACGAGGAACUUGCCAAGACGGAAGCAGAAGACAUCAGCCAUGCGGCAGCAUAUCUCGGCAAUCCCAGAAUUGUCGGUACCAAAGAUUAUGUUUGUGCCAGAGACGCAGCGGUAUGCGUGAUCACAGUUGGAAGCCAAUCUCGUGAAGAUCUGCGGCCAGCCGAUUAUCUAGAGCAAAAUCUGAAAAUUUUCAAAGACGUCAUUCCUAACGUUUCCAAGUACGCGCCGAACAGUGUUCUUCUCAUUCUUUCAAAGCCAGUUGAUAUUCUAUCGUACGUUGCUAUGAAGCUAUCUGGGUUUCCACCAAAUCGUGUUAUAGGAUUAGGAACGUUUCUAGACAGCUGCAGAUUUCAAUAUUUUAUCGCUCAAAAACUCGGACUUUCAGCAAAUGCGAUUCAAGCGUUAAUCAUUGGCGAGAGUGGACCAGCUUCUGUACCGGUCUGGUCUGCUGUUGCGGUAAUGGGUAUGCCUUUAAAAGAUAUAAAUAAAGAGAUCGGCACUAGAACGGAUCCGGAAUCCUGGGGUGAUUUACAUGCGAAAGUUGUCAAUACCGAUAAUGAAUUGAUCCUCAAGAAAGGAUAUCACAAUUGGGCAGUUGGAAUCUGUACAGGCGAAAUUGUGGAUGCUAUCGUGCGCAAUACUUGUGCUUGUUUUACUGUCUCUACGUUCAUGAAGGGCUGCCAACACGGAUUGGAAAAGGAUAUCUUUACGUCAUUACCUUGUGUAGUAGGAAGAAAUGGCGUACAAUCCUUUAUUCGUUUGUUAUAUACAUCUAAAGAGCAAGAAUUGAUGACGAUAUCUUUCCGAAGAAUUUAUGAAGCGCAAAGAUUGAUCCUCGACAAGAUUGAAUAAAUAAGAAAUGGAAUUAACGAAGUAUUUGUUGUACAAUUUUAUAAUUAACGUUAUUUGUAACCUAAAGUAUUAAAUACUGUCAACAAUUAAUGUGAGUAAAUUAUAUUGUAGUUCCAUGUUUGAC
This is a messenger RNA of Trachymyrmex septentrionalis, 1339 nucleotides long. Its product is annotated as L-lactate dehydrogenase A-like 6A. Gene Ontology annotation, biological process: carboxylic acid metabolic process. NCBI's taxonomy places the organism in Eukaryota, Metazoa, Arthropoda, Insecta, Hymenoptera, Formicidae. Gene Ontology annotation, molecular function: oxidoreductase activity, acting on the CH-OH group of donors, NAD or NADP as acceptor. The record is from RefSeq and is a predicted model, not a curated record. The coding region runs from base 169 to 1215 and encodes 348 amino acids. The transcript is spliced from 6 exons.